AUGAACCGACCCGACCUGCACUCGGCCUUCACCAAGAUCAAUCUUUGGAAGCAGACGCAGUUCCGCAAGAUUGUCUACCUGGACGCCGAUGUUGUCGCCUACCGUGCGCCUGACGAGCUCUUCGACAUCCCCCAUGCCUUCUCGGCGGCUCCAGACAUUGGCUGGCCCGACUUGUUCAACACGGGAGUCAUGGUGCUCACCCCAAACAUGGGCGACUUCUACGCCAUGAUGGCCAUGGCCGAGAGGGGCAUCUCGUUUGACGGCGCAGACCAGGGCCUCCUCAACAUGUACUUCAAGAACAGCUACAACCGCCUCAGCUUCGCCUAUAAUGUCACCCCAUCCGCCCACUACCAAUACAUACCCGCCUACAAGCAUUUCCAGUCAACCAUAAAUAUGGUUCACUUCAUUGGCUCUGACAAGCCAUGGGCCCAUGGUCGAAAUAAGUUUACCGGAACGUCGCCCUUUGACGAGAUGGUGGGCAGAUGGUGGGCAGUCUAUGACCGGCACUACCGUCGAGAGGCUACGCCUUCCCAGCCAUCGCAGUCAGCGGAGCCAGAGUCGCCAGUCCCGGAAAUAGUACAGUACUUUGUGAAGGGGGAAUACCAGCCGAAGCUUCGCUACAACGUUCCGGUUGGCCAGCCUCGCCACGACCAAUCCAGUCCCUUUCACGGUCAGCAAUAUCAGCCUCCACCACCUGAUUAUCACCACCCUGUGCAGCCCGAGCAGCAGUAUCCCGCUCAUUAUGAUCACUAUGACCCUCCCCCCCCUCCUGAGCCUCAGCACCACCACCACCAUCAGCAUGAUGGCGAACCGCAUGAUCAGCAUCAUGUGCCGCAACAUCACUAUCAUGAUGAGCAAUCUCAGCCUGGAAGUUCUAUCCAGGAUUCUGAGCACCCGGCCCCCACCCCCAGCGUGUCUUUUCGAUCUGAAGAAGAGACGCAUACUGAGGCUCGAGAAGAGCAGGCACCGGAGCACCAGAACUGGGCUCCCCAGGCACCGCCAUCGGAACCGGAGCAUAAGCCUGAGCCUUACCGACCAGCGCCCGCGGAUAGUUGGGAUGCUCAAAGACAACCUCCUCCGUCCGACUCGAAGCCUGAAGCGUUCAACUUCCCGCAGACACACUACGAGAUGUCGUCCGAUCUCGAUGCAUUUGUUCCUCCUGAGCGGUACCCGAGUCCUCCCAAGGACAUGUGGUACGAGGUUCCCAAGGAGCCUCCAGCCAACCCUCGCGAGAAGCCCAGGCAGAUUUUCCCUUGGGAGUCUCAGCAACCUCGUGCGACUCGAGUCUUUAGACACCAAGAGGAGCCCGAAUCUCCUGUGGCCGCGCCGUCCACGGAGUCGCACCAAGAGACAGAGCCAUCUCUGAUAGAGUCUACGGCGGGACAAAAGAGCGAGCCUCAGACGCCGACUACUCCAACCCUUCAUGCUCCUGCCCCUGUUCCCUGGUCCUCGUUUCCGCGGACGAAUGCUUGGGACGAUGUACCGGAAAUCGGACGGUACGUCGAUGCCAUACAGAAGCAUCGUCGCGGACGAAGCCAAGGGGCAGGGGCUGGCGGCCUUCCCGAGCUUGGCGAAGGCUGGGAAAGAAGAGGCUCUAGGGUGACCGACUUCCCAAGUGAAGACGAUCGACCUAGCCUACCCGUCACUCCUGCACCGAUCCGAAGACAGAGCUUCUGGGGCGGUGGUGGUCCCGGGCUUGGUCUGGACGGCGAGGACGACGAGGGACAGCUGCCGGCCGCAGAGGGCGUGCCAGCGCAGUCUGACUGGGUAUGUGUGCAUGGACGCUGGUGGACUCCUGCAGACUGCCUUUGCGAUCUAACUAACAUCCUUCGCUACUACAAGGAUCCCGUGGCGCAACUUCAAAAGCUGGCCAAACAGCAGUCUGAGGCACUGCUGCAGCGGCUCGGCGGGAGUGGUGCGCUGGGGGACGACGUCAUUGGUACUGAAGGCAAAGAAAUACCAUCGCGGUCGCUGCCCUAUGGGACCGAGGAUGCCAAGUCUCCUACUUAUGUUCCCUACUCUCCUCCAGUUGUCAGCCCCAAGCCAGUCAAGCCCGAUUCGGGAUCGAGCUCGGUGCGCAGCAUUUUGGAGGCGGAUCACGAGACGGGGUAUCCACCCGCGAAUCCGAUCCUCGCGCCUAGCUAUCAAGGGCCCGGCAUGACCUUUGAGAAGGGCGAGGAUGUUGCGACAUUCGAGACUCCAGCAUUGCCGACAGACGAGGAUCUUGAUGUCCUGCAAACUUGA
Molecule: messenger RNA, 2244 nt
Organism: Lasiosphaeria miniovina
Lineage: Eukaryota; Fungi; Ascomycota; Sordariomycetes; Sordariales; Lasiosphaeriaceae
Exons: 4
Coding region: 1-2244 (747 amino acids)
Cellular component (GO): cytoplasm
Molecular function (GO): glycosyltransferase activity
Source: RefSeq, a predicted model, not a curated record